This is a messenger RNA of Cylicostephanus goldi, 228 nucleotides long. The record is from the annotation of a GenBank genome assembly. NCBI's taxonomy places the organism in Eukaryota, Metazoa, Nematoda, Chromadorea, Rhabditida, Strongylidae.
AUGUGUGGCACUCUCACAACAUCUGAAGAUACGCACAAUAGGAGCUACUUUAUCACUCUUGUCGACAACGCAGAGAGCGAAGACGAUGUGGCAGAUCUGCUUAUAUUGUUCGAGACUUUGAGUGGAGAAGAGCUUGAAAAUGCUUUGCCGUCGCUUGUUUUUCUUGCGGAGAAAUGUCCCGGUACUCUUCGUUCGAACUUCUUGAAUUUGAUCUACUGCAUCCUGGCC